Spodoptera frugiperda (fall armyworm) is the source of this 4083-nucleotide messenger RNA. It is a transcript of the gene sea, whose product is annotated as putative tricarboxylate transport protein, mitochondrial. Gene Ontology annotation, biological process: mitochondrial citrate transmembrane transport. Bases 87 to 1037 code for a protein of 316 amino acids. The record is from RefSeq and is a predicted model, not a curated record. The transcript has 5 exons. Lineage: Eukaryota; Metazoa; Arthropoda; Insecta; Lepidoptera; Noctuidae.
UUCCCAUUAGUUUUGGAAAUAGUGUCAAAGGGGGAAGUCGACGCAGCCGCUGUCGUAAACGACAAGUGCCUAAUAAGAAAAUAAUAAUGUCUAAUAGACCUGUAGCAUUUAAAAAUCCUUUCUCUAGGCCAUGGAUGUCGGAAACUGGUGCAGCGGCUGCGGCUGGCGAAAAAUCAAAGGGUUUGAAAGGUGUUGUGGCCGGCGGUAUAACUGGCGGCAUUGAAAUUUGUAUAACAUUCCCGACGGAAUAUGUAAAAACACAGCUGCAAUUAGACGAAAAAGGAGGUUCUAAGAAGUACACAGGCAUCGGUGACUGCAUCAAGAAGACUGUCAAAUCUCAUGGAGUAUUCGGCCUAUACAGAGGACUCAGUGUGCUCAUCUAUGGAUCCAUACCGAAGUCUGCUGUCAGAUUCGGUGUGUUCGAACAAGCGAGGUUGUACAUGCUGACUGAAGAUGGCACAUUGUCGACAACGGGCAAAUUGGCUUGCGGUCUGGCCGCUGGAGUUUCCGAAGCUAUCUUCGCAGUCACUCCUAUGGAGACUGUGAAGGUCAAGUUCAUCAACGACUUGAGGCUGGAGAAGCCAAGGUUCAGAGGAUUCUUCCACGGAGUCCGGACUAUUGUGAGGGAAGAUGGUGUUGGAGGACUGUACAAAGGUGUGACAGCCACAGUGAUGAAGCAGGGAAGUAAUCAGGCCAUCCGGUUCUUCGUGAUGGAGUCCUUGAGGGACUGGUACAAGGGCGGAGACAGAGACAAGCCUGUGCCUAAGUACAUCGUCGCGCUGUUUGGUGGUAUCGCAGGAGCGGCGUCAGUAUUCGGUAACACACCAAUAGACGUGGUCAAAACUCGAAUGCAAGGUCUGGAAGCAGCCAAGUACAAGAACACGUGGGAUUGCUUCAUCAAGACAUGGAAGGCGGAAGGUCCCUUCGCGUUCUACAAGGGCACGGUACCGAGGUUAAGUCGUGUAGUGUUCGAUGUAGCUAUUACGUUCACAAUCUACGAUUCCAUUAUGGAUCUUUUCAACUACGUUUGGAAGUAAUUUUUGAGAUAUCUUUUGUAUUUUUUAGCAUUGAUGUCUCUGCUUAUUGAGUCGUGAUGAAUCACUUAUGCCUUGUUUGCACUGCGCUAGUGUUUUUGUCCAGUGCCGAGUAUAUAGUAGCUCUCUCUCGCUUUGUCGUAUCUUCAAAGAUAUUAGACUUCUUAAUUAUUACAUGGUAGAUAUCCCUCCCACUCGUAUGAAGCGCUUCGCUUCAAGUUUCCUUGUGCAAAUUGCUAGGGAGUGGAAUUCUUUGCCGGAGUCUGUUUCCUGAUGGGAAUCUGGAUGUCUUCAAAGCCCGAGUGAAUAGGUUGCUUUUGGGCAGACAUGCUGCAUCGUAGGCCGCAUCAUCACUUACCAUCAGGCGAGAUAUCGGUCAAACGUCCACCCAUCAAAUGAAAAAAUCUAAGCGAGAGCUACUAAAUACUCAUUACUCGACUAAAAUGCUAGCAUAGUGCAAAUAAGGCAUAAGAAACAAAAGACGCACAUCAAGGUAUCCUCUUCUUUAAUGGAUUUUCAAUCUUAAUGCUUUGUUAGUAAAGUUUUAAAUCCGUUAAAGAGUUUGUGGUAGGUUGAUGGUAGUUGUCUUUAUAAAAAAUUGUAACAUAUCUCUUUAGAUUGUUGACUUUGUUACAUAAUCGUCACGACUUAAUAGGUCUCCCUAGUUUAUGUGACGGUAGUACGAUUUCUAGUUUAUAUUUUACAAUGAACAUACCAAAGUAAGCAGAUUUUUUAUUAUAAUUAUUAUAUUUAUGUACAAAUCACGUGAACCUCGCAUUUAAUUGUGUAUAAUGUGAUAUAUUGUAAUGGACUUGGACAACGAGACACAAUAGCUUUUAUAUUAGCUAAUUGAUUUUUAAAUAACCAUGGUUUUUAAAGAAUGCAUUUUGUGUGCAGACCGCACGUAAAACUACACUUGUAUCCUUAAAAGAUUUUCAACCUUAGCUCGUAAAGAUAAGGUUGAAUUUCGAUUGAUGUUUAGUGUAGCUUGUUAUGUAAGGUAAUUUUGUAGAGAAUCUACCGUCACAUACAUACGUAGAUAUAUUGAAAUUGUUCAUAGACUCGUUUUUAUUGUAGAUGUACAAAUAUUAAAGCUGUGCUUGCGAAGAAAUUGUAAUUUUAAGUAUAAUACAUUGCUUUUAGGUGUAAAAACUACGACGUCAUAGAUUGAGUUAUAAAAAAAAACAUGAAAUAUUAAGUUUAUGAAUACUUAAAGUAUCCUUGUAUAAUAUUUUCAACGUUGUUUUGGUACUGUGCAAUUUAUUUUCUACUCUAUUUAUUUGCUCUUUAGAUACAUUUUUGAUGAACAAAAAGUAAAAUUAGCAUUAAGUUUCUAGUCUUCAAAAUUUAUUCAAACAAAACAGUCGAAAUAUAGUCUUUAUGUUCUAAGUAAUAAGUGCUAUUUUACAAUCACGUGUUUAACACUAUUAUUAUUGAAUUAACUUGAUCUAUGAUGUGAACAAAAAAUAAUAUAUUUCUAUAACUUACAUAAUGUAAGUUAUUGUUUUUGUGUUGUUAUAUAUUUUAUUGAUAAACGAUCGCAAGCGCAGCUUUUGAUCCUGGGUACGAAUCCAGGGUCGGGCAGUAUCAGCCCAUGUUGAAUUGGCUAGGAUGUUUUGCGGUACUCUGAUGAUAUGGGUGUAAGCAGUGACAGUAGAAAGUGGUACUUUUUGUUAAUAGUAAAAAUACAUGAUUUUGUUUAGAUACUACUUUUUGAGAGAAUCUAGUAUUUCGACCAACUAUUUAGUUUACUAAAAUCUCGGUCGAAAUGUGUGCCUUAUUGGUGGGAAAAAAGACUACAACUGCGUUGACGCAACAGUUGGGCAACCGACUCCUGCGCAAGGAGUCGCGAGUUCAGAUUCCCGCGCGGCUUAACUAUAUAGAUAUGUGUGAUCCACAGAUUGUUAUUCCGUAUCUGGGUGUGAUAUGUAUGUGAUUUUUUAUUAGGGUGUAAACGCACCCCUGACACACGAGAAAACCCUUGUGGGGGGCCAACAUUUAAGACAUUAACUCAUAAACAAUGAAAAAGUUACUAUUUUCUUUACUGUCACUAUUUACAUUCAUAUCAAUGCUUUCCCCCCUUUUAGGGGUGUAUUAAAAAGUAGUUUAGUCUGUUAAAAACCAGGGUUUUGUUUAUUUAUUACGAUUUAUUGCAUUAUUUUUAUUCCGUUAUUUUAUUACAGAGCGGGAUUAUAAAUAUGUAUAAGUAUGUGAUUAUUUACCGGGUUUUGUGGCUGUAUAAUAUUUAUUUGUUUAUUUUUCUAUAUUUUUAUUAGCAUUUUGUAAUUUAUAUGAACCUUUAUAGCCGAUUCUGUCGUUGUUACUAUGAAUUAAAAACAAAAUGUUUUUUAUAAAUUGUUACUACAUAUACAGAGUAGAGUUUUCUACUAUAUUUUUAUAUCUGAUUAUGUCAAUGUUUGUAUGAAUUUUCUGUGUCAAAUGUACUGGUGUAUUUUUCUUGUUAUGUUGCUAUAUGUUUGAAAAAAGGUUUAUCGGUCUAGAUGACCAUGUGUGUGACCACAGCUCCGCACGUUGGCCCCAACUUUUGUAUCUAGUAAUUCAAUUGCUCCAACAUUGGCGCCAACUCCACACACUGGGCGUGCAUUGGGGCCAAGUUUGUGGAGUCAGGGUGACAAAAAAUAAGUCUUAGAUGCUUAUAAAUCACAGAAACGUUAAACUAUUGCCUCAUAACCAAUUUCUAUCAACUUGAAGCUUUUAUUUUUCUACCAACCACUUCUGAUUACAAACUGAUCUGUUUGCACACAUAAGCAACGGGUUAACUAACUUUAAUGUUCCAAAUAUGCAUUUCACUUCUAUCUUUUUAAGAAUUGUAUUUGAGAGGCGGCUUCUGAUCUAGGCCUUAAGGUCCGGUCUAUUUCAUACGCAACCCUCAAACAUCUUAAAAUUUCAUUCCAGAACUUUCACAUUGACGCUAAAAAUAUGAGUUUUGUUAAUUAUUUUGUAUCAUUUCAGUUUUUAUUGAUGUUGACAUGUUUAUGUUUAUUUAUUAUCUAUAUUUUUCUUUUAAUAAAAUUGUCAGACAAUUUGA